AUGUCGACGCCGACAGGACCCUUUGCGGCUCUCACGACCGUGUUCACGCCGCCGUGUGCUAUCACCUGGCUUUUGACUUCGUCCAAGAUUCCCUCGCAGUAUCCCCCGUUCACGGCUGGUCCAGUAUCAUGUGACCCGCCGUCCUGGGCGGACAAUCUCAGGUUAAAAGGCUUUGGCUUUUACUCGCCUGCAAUAUGCCCGAGCGGGUUUGCUGUAGGACCAAGUUGCAGUAUCACUAAGACGCGUAUUGGUGAGGGGUUUCCAGCCAUACAAAAUGGCGAAACGGCGGUAUACUGCGUGCCAAGUGGAUAUUCAUGUACGACUGAUACAACUGAUUUCCGAGGCGGUGUAUGGGGAAUGACAACUCAGGCCAACGGGGUGGCUACCAAUGGUCCUGCCAUCGUGACCGUUGGGCCUGCAUUGCAGAUCAGGUUUCGCGACGUCGACCUCGACAUUCUGGAGACGCAUCCAUUGACACCAGGCUUGGGUUUAACAUCCACCCGCACGUCAGACUUUGAUUUGAGCGUAUCUCCCACGGGCGGUGCAACAACCAUCAGAACAACUUUUGCUUUUUCAACGCCAUCUCCAGUCCUUAGCACGACCACGAGCUCAACCACGAAUGGUAUCGAAUUUGGCCUACCCUCAAAUGGAUUUGUGACGCAAACAACUCCUGAUCCAACAUCCAGUUCCGCCAUAUCUUUGGUAACAAGCCCUACCAGCAGGCUUAACACCGUAGCCGCAUCCUCAGUAUCAUCAACUCCAACGGCCAGCAGCGCUCCCGCAUCGACGGCUAGCGAGGUCAACAAUCCGACCAACCUGGCUGCUGUCAUCCUUUCGGCGUCUCUAAUUGCCAUAGUUCUUACUGUCAUAUCCGUUAUAUGUCUGCGUCAUUACCGUCGUCGAGGCGGUGCCGGCCGAGGCGGCCUUUUCCUGUCAACCGCUUUUGGUGCUUGGAUUCGCAAGAGAUUCAAUAAAGCUGGGUUUUGUAGAAGCAGAGACGGUAGCUCCACUUCCAAUGAAAGGGGAUAUGUUGCAGAAUUAAGCGGACAAGGGGUGGUACAGGAAAUCGCGUACGGCCCUGCGGUCGGAAGCAAGGAAAACCCAGCUGAACUGGAUAACGUAGACGAGAGCUUGCCUACAAGAUGGAGCUGGAUGUCGCGUGUGUCUAAGCUUUGGAGCACGCGGUCCAAAAAAGUAUCUCGGUCAUCUAUCGCCGAAUCAUCUUCGGCUGGCUGGACAAGAUCUGCCGCAUCGAUGCGAACAUCAUUUUCCGGGCAUGACUCUAGUGGGAACUGGGAGGCAUUUGCUAAGGAGAAAUGGCCUGAUGGCCUCACAGUACCCGCCGCAUCUCAUAACAGACCACUGUCCGAUAACCCCAGAACCCCCAAAACCCUCAUGAAAGAGAAGUCAUCGCACCUCCAGAUCGAUGUUGAGGCGCUCGCAAUGAGUCGAGAAAGUGAUCAAAGCCUCUGGACUCCAGGCUUCCGUGUCAUGGAAAAGGAAACCGAACAUAAAUAUUCCGAGAUGUCGCAAACAAACAUGUAUAGUCUCCAGCAUCAAGUUCUACCAGUUGUGGUGAUAUUGAGUGUUCUCUGGACUCAGUACGCAACAGCGCUACGAAUCGCAGGAGCGUUCUCCGUAAUCGAGUAUAACCCCCUCCUCAUUGCCAGCCAAGACUACUACAAUGGUACCGCCCAGGUUGUGAACGGCGGUGUCGCCAAUCUCUUCGGCAACUCCGACAUUGAUCUGGCCGGGAAUGCUGAGACCCAAGCGCUGCGACAGUAUGCAACGCAUAAAAACCUUCGUGUCAUUUAUACCGUUGUCGAGGUCGCAUAUCGCAUAGUGGCAAGCAAGAAGGCUGGCAUAAGCUCCCUCGCAGAUCUGAAAGGCAAGAAGAUUGGCACUGUGCCGAGCACGUCGGCUGCCUACUUCGUGCAGCGAUACCUCGCCAGUGCGGGCGGACUGCGCGAUUCAGACUAUACCACCGUUUCCGGCGGCAACUGCAACACGGCUCCGUGCGGCGCGGGAACGUUGCCUUACAUGCUCGUGCACGGGUCCAUCGAUGCAGUUGGCAUGUGGGAGCCGACGCUGGAGCUCGCCAUCGAGGGGCUCGGGUCCGAUGCGGUGGUGUUCCAGAACAAGUCGGUCUACCGCGAAGUGUACAACCUCUACACGACAACAGACAAGCUCAAGAAUGCCAGCACACGCAAGGACAUAGUAGCCUACCUGCGAGCGCUUGACCAAACGGCGCAGCUAUUCACCAAUCAUUCUGAAACAGUCAUUCCCAGGGUUGCCAAGACGAUGAAUAUGAACGAGGCCGUUCUCAAGGCCGUGUGGCCAGUUCACGAUUGGAAGGGGGGCUUGGCACCUGACUUGUUUGACGUGUUGGUACCGGAGGACCAAUGGGUAGCGAAAGUUGACCGUCGAAGUGGCAUCUCUCAGGCAGACUUGAAAACGAUGAUUGAUUCGAGCGUCCUCGAGGAGGCGAGGGCCAGCCCUAGCACAAUGUAA
Neoarthrinium moseri is the source of this 2511-nucleotide messenger RNA. RefSeq lists its product as uncharacterized. The record is from RefSeq and is a predicted model, not a curated record. The transcript has 4 exons. NCBI's taxonomy places the organism in Eukaryota, Fungi, Ascomycota, Sordariomycetes, Amphisphaeriales, Apiosporaceae. The coding region runs from base 1 to 2511 and encodes 836 amino acids.